AUGGCCCCGAUGGUCUUGUUGAAGUUCCAUCCUAAAGUCACAACUAAGGCUGUGGACUGGCUCAUGGGCAAGAUCUCAGCGCCUGAAUCCCAGGGUGGAGCCGACCUACCGUGCAGACUGCUGGGCAACUCAAAGCAAGGGGAGCCAGCGGUGGUGGUGGGCGCCAGCAUUGAACGGCUGCUCCUGGAAGCUGACGAGUCCAUCCUCUUCCGACACAAGCCAUAUAGUUCAGCUGUCAGACUGUGCGAGGCAGUGUGUUCAGACGCACAAGGGGUUAACCUGGGACCAGAGACACAAGGAGAGGUCAAACCAGGGGAGGCGGACGAGGAGAGGAGAAGCGCGGCCGACGGCCUUCACGGGAUGAUCUCGUCUGCCGAGGCCGUGAGCCUGCUGCUGAAAGUUCUGGGCCAGCUGAAGGUGGGUGACGCGGAGGAGGUGAACGUCCUCCCAAACGUCUCCCUCACCCCUGGCGAGCCGGUCAUCAGCAGCAUGCUUCACCACGGUGCCAUCACGGCGGCAUACCCCCUCCACGAGGUGCCGGUUCUCAAACACCUGGAAAGGAAAUGGCGAGCCAGCUGGUUUGGUUUCAAACCCUUUUGCCAGCGGGAGAUCCUGGAGGACAUCAUGGAUUACUUUGGGAGGCCCGUGGCACUCUACUUUGGCCUCAUGUGGACGCUGGCCAACGCUCUCCUGCAGAAGUCCGUGCUGUACCUGUGUCUGCACCUCUGCCUGAUGCAGGAGUGCAACGCGCCGCUCCUCUCGUUCGCCGGCGUGGUGUGGUCGAGGCUCUUCCUACGCGGCUGGAGGCUGAAGAGCGAAGCUCUGAAGGCUGAAUGGGGGUCCGGGGAGCCCAUGCAAAGACAUUGGCCCUUUGGGUCUCCACCUUCCACUCGCCAGAACCAAGAGAACCUCUCGGCUGACACAGGCUGGAAAAGGAUCCCACGCUCAGUUCUUUUCCUGACCAUCACGGUUUCCAUGACCUCCAUGGUGACUGCCACUUACCUUUAUCUAGAUGAGACAUUUAAGAACCAUUUCUCAGCAGACAAACCCAAAUCCCCAUAUUCCCAUCUGUGCCUCUACCUCCCAGAUGUCUUCCUGUCUGUUACUAUGACGGCUUUGGACUGGUUUGCCGUAGAGUUGUCAGGGCACCUCAACUCGAGAUCAGCUUCUCCCAGCUCUUCGAGUUCUCCAGGAAGUCAGCACUCCAGCCAGCAGCCCCACCUACUACCUGAGCUUGUCAUGUUUUGCUUAUUCAAUCACUUCGGUGUGCAUUUUUACCAAGCGCUGCAGCUGAGAGAGCUCUCUGGCGUGGGUCAGCGCAUCUCUGUCCAGCUGGCCACUCAGUGCGCCCUGAACCUGCUCCUCAGCCUCCUCCUGCCCUGCGCCAAACAGCGGGCAGUCCGGGGGACGGACUGGACCACGGCCGGCGUGCUCCCGGUGCUGCAGCAGAUCCAGAGGCAGUGCGACUGGCCGUCCUUCGACAACAGCCAGACGCGCUGCUACCUGGAGCUGCUCACCUCGUACGGCUACGUCAUGCUCUUCUCCAGCGUGAGUCCCCAGUGCGUGCUCUGGUGCUGGGCGGCCAUGUUCCUGAAGUCCUGGCUGGACAUGUGGCGUCUGGGCUGGGCGGUGUGCCGUCCGCUCCCGUGCGAGGCGCCCGCCGCCGGCGUCGGCGUCGUCGUUUGGCAGGAGGUGUUCCUGGUGGUGGAGACGCUAGCCGUCCUGGGCAACACCGUCCUGCUGCAGAGCUCGGCCGAGGCGGAGGAGCUGCUGCGCGACCUGAGCCCGUGGGAGCGGACGCAGCUGGCCCUGGGGCUGCAGCUGUUCCUGCUGGCGCUGGGGGGCACCGCCGCCAACCUGGCGUUCGGCUUCUUCCGCGCUGUCGGCUGGCACGCAGAGCAGCCCGAUGGGCAGCGCCAACACAGGCACUACAGGAUCCACCGACAGCAGCAGCAGCACCAGAGGCUGCCACCAGAGGCUAACGAGUAA
This is a messenger RNA of Sardina pilchardus (European sardine), 1989 nucleotides long. RefSeq names its product anoctamin-10-like. The record is from RefSeq and is a predicted model, not a curated record. The transcript has a single exon. Bases 1 to 1989 code for a protein of 662 amino acids. NCBI's taxonomy places the organism in Eukaryota, Metazoa, Chordata, Actinopteri, Clupeiformes, Clupeidae.